This is a messenger RNA of Perca fluviatilis (European perch), 462 nucleotides long. Its product is annotated as galactose-specific lectin nattectin-like. The record is from RefSeq and is a predicted model, not a curated record. The coding region runs from base 130 to 447 and encodes 105 amino acids. NCBI's taxonomy places the organism in Eukaryota, Metazoa, Chordata, Actinopteri, Perciformes, Percidae. The transcript has 5 exons.
CCAAGGUAUAUAAGGGCCUGUGACUCUCUUUUCCCUCAAAACCAAACCUGGCAGAACAAAGAGAGUAUUGAUUGACAAUCAUCAGCUUGUUCUUCUCCUCUGUGUCAGCCAAUCACCACCUCAGCAACGAUGACAUCAGUCUUUCCGUUUGCUUUGUUGCUCUGUUUGUCCAGCGGACUGUUGGCUGCAUAUGGUGAACCUUGCUGCCCUCCUGGUUGGACUCAGUUUGGCUCUCGCUGUUUCACUUUCUACAUCCAGACAAAGACCUGGAUCGAUGCAGAGACCUUCUGCCAGACCGCUGGUGGGACUCUGGCUUCCAUCCACUCAGCUGAGGAACAUACAUUCCUCCAAGACUACAUUAACCAAGUGUCCGGUACAUACAAAGAUGCCUGGAUCGGAGGCACUGACACAGUGAAGGUGAGACUUUUAUCAUCACACAGGAAGUGAUAUUGUUCAUGUGCU